Ogataea angusta is the source of this 849-nucleotide messenger RNA. RefSeq lists its product as uncharacterized. The transcript has a single exon. The record is from RefSeq and is a predicted model, not a curated record. Gene Ontology annotation, molecular function: oxidoreductase activity, acting on NAD(P)H, oxygen as acceptor. Gene Ontology annotation, cellular component: intracellular anatomical structure. Bases 1 to 849 code for a protein of 282 amino acids. Lineage: Eukaryota; Fungi; Ascomycota; Pichiomycetes; Pichiales; Pichiaceae.
AUGACGAUACCUACUGUAGAGACCCCAGAUACUUUUGAAAGAAAGUUCGUGAAUCCUCCUGGACCAGCUUUGGCGCCGAAUGUCCUGGACCUUUUUUCACUGAAGAACAAAGUCUGUGUGGUGACCGGGGCUGGUCGGGGAAUUGGCUACCACAUCGCAGAGGCUUUCGCGCAGGCCGGUGGACGUAUAGCUGUUUGGGAUUACGUGGAGCCAGUGAAGGCUGCAGCCAAGAUAUCCGAAAGCACUGGCGCAGAGACAAAAGCCUAUGGGUGUGAUGUCGGCAAUCAACAGAAAGUUAAAGAAACAGUCAACCAAAUAGUCAAAGAUUUUGGAACCAUUGAUGUAUUUGUUGCGAAUGCUGGUAUCCAUAUCGUUACAGACGGGGUCAUUGAUUCUCUGGAUGAGGAUGGGUCAAGAUGGUGUAGAGUCAUGAACGUUAACCUCAAUGGUGUCUACCAUUGUUCGAAAGCAGUUGGUAGAGUAUUCAAAGAACGGGGGUCGGGAUCAUUGAUUUUUACCGGAUCCAUGUCAGGUCAUAUAGUGAAUAUUCCAAUUCAUCAUGCAGCUUACAACACAAGCAAGGCGGGGGUAAUUCACUUUGCCAAGUGCCUCGCAAUGGAAUUCAAAGAUUUUGCCCGAGUCAAUACAGUUUCUCCCGGAUAUAUUGAUUCUGGGAUCAAUAACCAUGUGGACCCCGCUUUACGUCAAACAUGGCAGAAAGAGAUUCUUCUCAGAAGAGAAGGAUAUCCCCGGGAAUUGAUCGGUGCCUACCUCUAUUUUGCUUCGGACGCAUCUACAUACGCCACUGGAUCGGACUUAGUUGUUGACGGAGGCUACACCAUUCAUUAA